AUGUAAACGAUCCGAAUACUAUUUACGAUUUUUAUAGUCUCAUGGUCAUAGUGGGAACUUGUAAGCGAAGAUUUGAUGGGUUUCUCUGUGUCAAGUAAUAAAUGGAAUUAUAGGGACUCUUGUGAUUGGGACAGUGGAACUAUAGGUGGAAGUGGAUCAGUUGAUUAAUGCUCUUCUUAAAAUAUUAUUCAAUAUAUUUAAGUUGGAAGUUAUAAAGUUAGAGCUUAUUACUCUGUUUUGAAUUUGCCUCCACAUUAUGAGGUCAAAGUUAUUGUAGAUGGCUAUUUCUUAGAUUCAACUUCGAGUACCACUUUCACAGUUAAAUAUGAAGUCUAAGGAUCUUCAACUAUUUAUUCAUUAGAAUAUAGGGAUAAUAAAUUAUAAUCAUAUGAUAAAGCUUGUAGAUCAUCUUUCAAUAAGUUUGAAAUACAAACAUUUAUUAUGACAUUUGAUCAUAAUGAUAAUAGUGAGAUUCGAUUCAGAGUGUGUGGAACAAAUUUUAGUAGUAGUAGAAAUUAUGGUGUAAGAAGUUUAUAGAUUUACGUUAAUCCAUGUCAUUGGUCAUGUUUAAAAUGUAGCAGCAAUUCAGCUAGUAAUUGCUUAGCUUGCUUUACAAAUCCAUCUACUACUUUAGGUUCCCCUUCCACUUGUAGUAGUUGUCUACCUAAUAAAGCUUUUAUCGAAUAUAUAGAUGAUACAAAAAGUUGUGUAACUGAAUGCCAUUACUAUCGAGUUCCAGAUUCUAAUAAAGUCUGCUAAUUUAACGAAAGUAUUUAUUUAAAUUGACCCAGAUAUGCUUCCUUAUAUAACAUACUUUGAUACUACAACUUUUAGUUCUACAUCUCCUUGGGUUUUUGUUCCUGACCCAAUUAAUUAUAACUUAGUUUAUUCCUAAAAAAUUAGCUUAAUCCCUUGUGAAACUAGCAAAAACUACGUAGGACCAUUCUUCUCUAAUGAAGCAUUUAGUGUAACCCUAUCUAUCCCUUAUAAUAUAUCCUAUAUAAGAUUUAGAGCAACAAUUGUAAAGCUAAAUGAUUGGGCUGAUUAUUCAGCAGUUCAUGUGCUAUUAGAUAAUAUAGAAUUUGCUUCUGUUUACACAAUAAGUCAAGUACUUACAGGUAGAGAUGCUGAUUAAUUAUAUUCUGAAUUAAUUUGUACACCUCCAACUGUUGGAUAUUUUAGAUUGGAAGCUAAAUUAAAAUCAAACAUCACCAAUCCUGUAUUAUCCUUGUAAGGGUCUAUGGAGUAUAUAUAAAUGUAUAUUCUAAAGUUAGUUUGGCUUAUAAUCAUGGGGCUUUCGAGAUGUUGUUAUGGAUAUUAUGCGAUGUUAAUCAUCAUGUAGUUGGUGUGAUUUUGAUUUGAAAUGUUAUGCUUGUUCAACAGGAUUUCUUUAUAAGAAUAGGUGUGUACCCAGUUGUCCAGUUCACUCAGUCCAAACUACUGGGGUUUGUACAGAUUUUGAUGAGCCAGUAGAUUGUAUGAAUUUUAUACUAAUACUAGAUACAAAAUAUUUAAUUAAAGAGUUUUAUGAUUCAUCAAAUACAACAGAUAUUGAUCUGAACAAUAUUGUAGGGUCAAUAUCAACAAUAGAUGAUGAUUUUUCGACAUCAGAUCACUUUUUAAACACAAAUAUUGAUGUUUACUUUAGUUAUUAUAUGGGAAAAAGGGUAUUUGGAGGUCCGUUAGUUUGGCAUGAAGCUACAUUUACUAAAGCAUACACUUUAAAUCCACAUUAUAAAUUUAGAUUGAAAUUUACAUUAAUUUUAGGAGAUGAAUUAGAUGGAGAUUUUCAAUACACAAUUGGAGGAUAUUCUGAUACUAUAGAUUAUAGCGAAUGUCCACAUACAGCCUCAGAAAUAGGAAGGGAUAGAUAAGAUAAAUACAUUACAAUUGAUAGGACAUUAAAUCAUAAUACUGCAAGUUUUUCUGUUUUAAUGAGAUGCCAUUCAGACGAAUCAAUUGAGGAUGGUUUCUGUAUAGUUUACGAUUAUUUUAUUCUCAUUUAUGAAGUAAAUAAUUAAUACAUAUUAGUGUAUUGAAAGAUGCACUGCUUGCACUGGUCCUACUUGGGCAUAGUGUACUGGAAAAUAAACAUUACCAGUUGGAAUGUCAUCACCAUCAACAUGUGUUGAUAAUACUUAUUAUUUAGAUUAGACAGUUACUCCUGCUGUUUGUCGAACUUGCACUCCAUCUUACUGCUUAGAAUGCAAAAAUUCUUAUAUUUGUACUAAAUGUGCUACUAACUUUUAUUUAUAAAAUGGAAAUUGUUAAUGUUAUCCAUGGACAUAUUUAACAGCUUCUAAUACUUGUGCAAACUGUCAUCCUUUAUGCGGAUCUUGUUAUGGUCCCAACAGUAAUUAGUGUUUAUCUUGCAAUAAUUAUUAACAUCGAUAUUUGAAUAAUAAUAUUUGUCUUUGUUUAAGUAAUUAUUAUGAUGAUGGUGUAAAUUAUAAUUGUUAAUCAAUUUGUGGUGAUAUGAUAGUAACUGAAGGAGAGGAUUGUGAUGAUGGUAAUACAACUAGAUUUGAUGGUUGUAAUAAUUGCAAAUUUGAAUGUUAGAAAGAAUGCCAAACUUGUGUUAAUGGAUAAUGUUCAGUUUGUGCUGUAGGUUACACUCUUUAAAAAACUAUGAAAAGAUGCUUUCCUACAUGUGGAAAUAUUUCUAUUGUUAGUUAAGAAUAAUGUGAGGAUAAUAAUUUGACUCCUUAUGAUGGUUGUUAUAACUGCUAAUUUUAAUGUUAACUCUAAUGCACAAAUUGCAUUUAUGGAAAAUGUUACUAAUGUGAUAAUUCAAUUGGUUAUUAUAUAAAUUUAGCUACUUUUAAAUGUGUUACUUUAUGUGGGGAUUUAAUAGUUGCUGGAGGAGAAAUGUGUGAUGAUGGUAAUAAUAUCCCUUUUGAUGGAUGUAAUAGUUGUGCUUAUUCUUGCGAUUCCUUUUGUGAUUUAUGCAUCUUAGGAAUUUGUACAAAAUGCAAAUAAGGGUUCUAAUUAUUAAACAAAAAUGGGUAAUGUGCUCCAAUUUGUGGAGAUAAAAUUGUUACAUAUUACGAAGGAUGUGACGAUGGUAACAUAAUUAAUUAUGAUGGAUGUGAUUAAUGUUUACUCACUUGUUAAGAAUAGUGUACAUCUUGCAUAUUAGGAAAAUGUUAUGAUUGCAAUACACCUGGAUAUUAAUUAAAUCAAAAACUUAAUAAAUGUACUCCUUUAUGUGGAGAUUAUGUUUUAUCCACAUUAAAUGAAUAAUGUGAUGAUGGCAAUAAUAUAUUUGAAGAUGGAUGUUAUUAAUGUAAAUAUGAAUGUUAAGCUGAAUGUCAAACAUGUGCAGCUGGAAUCUGCUAUAAUUGCAAAUCAAAUUUUUAUCUUAGUUCAGAAAAUAUUUGUCUUCCUGUUUGUGGUGAUGGCAUUAUUACUAAAUUUGAAUCAUGUGAUGAUAAAAACUAUGUUAUAGAGGAUGGAUGUUCUUUAUGUACUUUCUAAUGUGAAAAAACUUGUACUCAAUGCUAUUUUGGCAUCUGUAAAUCAUGUCAAUCUGGAUAUUAUUUAGAUAAAUCGGUUUAGUAAUGUUUUCCUAUUUGUGGUGAUAAAAUCAUAUAAGGAGAUGAGUAAUGUGAUAUUGGAAUCAUUUCUUUUGAUGAUAAUAUUAGAAAUAAUACAGGAUGCAUAAAUUGCAAGCUAUAAUGUUCACCCUAAUGUGAAAUUUGCAUUUAAGGCUAAUGUUUAAAAUGUAAGGAAUCUUUAGGAUGGUAUUUAGAUCAUUAAACAUCUUCUUGCUAUAGUUUAUGUGGAGAUUCAAUUAUUAGUGAUUAUGAAGAAUGUGAGGAUUCUAAUUCUUAAUUAAAUGAUGGAUGCAGUCAAUGUAUGUUUAAAUGUUCACAAGAAUGCUCAAUAUGUAUUUUUGGAUUAUGCUAUCAAUGUAAAUCAGGUUAUACAUUAAUUAAUUAAAAAUGUCUACCUGUUUGUGGUGACGGUAUAAUUGCUGGUAAUGAGGAAUGUGAUACAGGAUUAAUAAAUUUUGAUGGAUAAGAAUGUGUGAAUUGUAAAUUUAAAUGUUCAGAAGGAUGUAAUAAUUGUGUUUAUGGAUUAUGUUUAGAAUGUAAAAAUAAUUAUGGAUGGUAUUUAAAUUUAAAUAAUUAAUGUGAAUCAAAAUGUGGAGAUUUAAUUAUCAAUAAUUAAGAGAAUUGUGAUGAGAAUUCAGAAAAUUGUGAAAAUUGUAAUUUUGUUUGUGAUGAUAAUUGUAAUUAAUGUUAAUUUGGAAUUUGUUAAAGUUGUAUUCUAGGUUAUAAAUUACUAUUAAAUAAAUGUAUUAGUAUUUGUGGAGAUUAAAUAUAAACAAAUAAUGAAGAUUGUGAAAAUGAUGAUAUUAUCCCUUUUGAUGGAUGUUACUUAUGUAAAUUUUAAUGUUAAGAUGAAUGUUAAUAAUGUGUAAAUGGAGAAUGUAUAUCAUGCAAUGAAACUUAUGGAUGGUAUUUAUAAAACAAAAGAUGUGUGACAAAAUGUGGAGAUGGUAUUAUUGCUGGAUUAGAAGAAUGUGAUAUCAAUUUGAAUUUUGAUAAUGGAGAUAUUUCAUUUAAUUAAUGUUUUAAUUGUAAAUUAUCCUGUGUUUAACAUUGUUUAAAUUGUGAUAGAGGAAUUUGUACAUUAUGUUAAAAUGGAUACUUUUUAAAUAAUUUAAAUGAAUGUGAAAAUAUUUGUGGUAAUUAAACUAUUGAAGACUUUGAAGUAUGUGAUGAUGAUAAUCUCAAUGGUUUUGAUGGUUGUUUCUCAUGUUAAUAUGAUUGUUAAUCUCAUUGUUAAGUAUGUGUAAAUGGAUAAUGCAUUUUAUGUGAAGAUGGAUUUCUAUUCGACUAAGAUUCUUUAACAUGUUAAUCUAUAUGUGGAGAUAUGAAAUUAACUUAAUAUGAAGAGUGUGAUGAUGGUAAUGAUAUACCAUAUGAUGGAUGUCAUAAUUGUAAGUAUUCUUGUACUGAAAACUGCGAUAAUUGUGUAGAAGGUGUUUGUUAAAGCUGUUAAUAAGGUUUUUUACUUGCUUUUCCCAAAUGUAUUCCUGAUUGUAAAGAUAUAAUUUAAAUUUAAAAUUAUGAUUAAUGUAACUUAAAAGAAUGUUAAAGUGAAUGUAUAAUUUGUAUAAAAGGAGAUUGUUAUUAAUGCUAAAAUGGAUGGUAUUUAAAUUAAGUAGAAUAUAUUUGUGAAAGUAUGUGUGGAGAUUAAAUUAUAGUUGGUUAAGAAUAAUGUGAAAAUUUCUUAAGUUAUACAAGAGAUGAUUCUUAAUGUAAUAAUUAAUGUUAAUUUGAAUGUCCUUACAAUUGUUAUAGUUGUUCAUUUGGUAUUUGUUAACAAUGUUAAUAAGGAUAUUAUUUGAUAGAAAAUGAAUGUCAUAAUUAUUGUGGUGAUUAUUAAAUUACAAAAUAAGAGUAAUGUGAUGAUGAUAAUAAAUAACCAUUUGAUGGUUGUUUCUAAUGUCGAAUAGAUUGUGAAGAACAAUGUUCUAUAUGUAUUGAUGGAAUAUGUGAAAUGUGUUUAACCGGAUAUGAAAUAAUAGAUGGAAGUUGUUAUUCUAUUUGUGGAGAUGGUAUAAUUACUGUUCAUGAGGAUUGUGAUGAUUUAAAUUCUAUUAAAAAUGAUGGUUGUGAUCAAUGUAAAUUUUAAUGUGAUUAAAAUUGUUAUUUUUGUGAAUUUGGUAAAUGUAUAUUUUGUUCCAUUGGAUAUUAAUUAUUAAAUGGAGUGUGUAUUCCUGUUUGUGGUGAUGGUAUAAUUGCUGGUAAUGAGGAAUGUGAUACAGGAUUAAUAUAUUUUGAUGGAUAUGAAUGUGUUAAUUGUAAAUUUAAAUGUUCGGAAGGAUGCAAUAAUUGUGUUUAUGGAUUAUGUUUAGAAUGUAAAAAUAAUUAUGGAUGGUAUUUAAAUUUAAAUAAUUAAUGUGAAUCAAAAUGUGGAGAUUUAAUUAUCAAUAAUUAAGAGAAUUGUGAUGAGAAUUCAGAAAAUUGUGAAAAUUGUAAUUUUGUUUGUGAUGAUAAUUGUAAUUAAUGUUAAUUUGGAAUUUGUUAAAGUUGUAUUCUAGGUUAUAAAUUACUAUUAAAUAAAUGUAUUAGUAUUUGUGGAGAUUAAAUAUAAACAAAUAAUGAAGAUUGUGAAAAUGAUGAUAUUAUCCCUUUUGAUGGAUGUUACUUAUGUAAAUUUUAAUGUUAAGAUGAAUGUUAAUAAUGUGUAAAUGGAGAAUGUAUAUCAUGCAAUGAAACUUAUGGAUGGUAUUUAUAAAACAAAAGAUGUGUGACAAAAUGUGGAGAUGGUAUUAUUGCUGGAUUAGAAGAAUGUGAUAUCAAUUUGAAUUUUGAUAAUGGAGAUAUUUCAUUUAAUUAAUGUUUUAAUUGUAAAUUAUCCUGUGUUUAACAUUGUUUAAAUUGUGAUAGAGGAAUUUGUACAUUAUGUUAAAAUGGAUACUUUUUAAAUAAUUUAAAUGAAUGUGAAAAUAUUUGUGGUAAUUAAACUAUUGAAGACUUUGAAGUAUGUGAUGAUGAUAAUCUCAAUGGUUUUGAUGGUUGUUUCUCAUGUUAAUAUGAUUGUUAAUCUCAUUGUUAAGUAUGUGUAAAUGGAUAAUGCAUUUUAUGUGAAGAUGGAUUUCUAUUCGACUAAGAUUCUUUAACAUGUUAAUCUAUAUGUGGAGAUAUGAAAUUAACUUAAUAUGAAGAGUGUGAUGAUGGUAAUGAUAUACCAUAUGAUGGAUGUCAUAAUUGUAAGUAUUCUUGUACUGAAAACUGCGAUAAUUGUGUAGAAGGUGUUUGUUAAAGCUGUUAAUAAGGUUUUUUACUUGCUUUUCCCAAAUGUAUUCCUGAUUGUAAAGAUAUAAUUUAAAUUUAAAAUUAUGAUUAAUGUAACUUAAAAGAAUGUUAAAGUGAAUGUAUAAUUUGUAUAAAAGGAGAUUGUUAUUAAUGCUAAAAUGGAUGGUAUUUAAAUUAAGUAGAAUAUAUUUGUGAAAGUAUGUGUGGAGAUUAAAUUAUAGUUGGUUAAGAAUAAUGUGAAAAUUUCUUAAGUUAUACAAGAGAUGAUUCUUAAUGUAAUAAUUAAUGUUAAUUUGAAUGUCCUUACAAUUGUUAUAGUUGUUCAUUUGGUAUUUGUUAACAAUGUUAAUAAGGAUAUUAUUUGAUAGAAAAUGAAUGUCAUAAUUAUUGUGGUGAUUAUUAAAUUACAAAAUAAGAGUAAUGUGAUGAUGAUAAUAAAUAACCAUUUGAUGGUUGUUUCUAAUGUCGAAUAGAUUGUGAAGAACAAUGUUCUAUAUGUAUUGAUGGAAUAUGUGAAAUGUGUUUAACCGGAUAUGAAAUAAUAGAUGGAAGUUGUUAUUCUAUUUGUGGAGAUGGUAUAAUUACUGUUCAUGAGGAUUGUGAUGAUUUAAAUUCUAUUAAAAAUGAUGGUUGUGAUCAAUGUAAAUUUUAAUGUGAUUAAAAUUGUUAUUUUUGUGAAUUUGGUAAAUGUAUAUUUUGUUCCAUUGGAUAUUAAUUAUUAAAUGGAGUGUGUAUUCCUGUUUGUGGUGAUGGUAUAAUUGCUGGUAAUGAGGAAUGUGAUACAGGAUUAAUAUAUUUUGAUGGAUAUGAAUGUGUUAAUUGUAAAUUUAAAUGUUCGGAAGGAUGCAAUAAUUGUGUUUAUGGAUUAUGUUUAGAAUGUAAAAAUAAUUAUGGAUGGUAUUUAAAUUUAAAUAAUUAAUGUGAAUCAAAAUGUGGAGAUUUAAUUAUCAAUAAUUAAGAGAAUUGUGAUGAGAAUUCAGAAAAUUGUGAAAAUUGUAAUUUUGUUUGUGAUGAUAAUUGUAAUUAAUGUUAAUUUGGAAUUUGUUAAAGUUGUAUUCUAGGUUAUAAAUUACUAUUAAAUAAAUGUAUUAGUAUUUGUGGAGAUUAAAUAUAAACAAAUAAUGAAGAUUGUGAAAAUGAUGAUAUUAUCCCUUUUGAUGGAUGUUACUUAUGUAAAUUUUAAUGUUAAGAUGAAUGUUAAUAAUGUGUAAAUGGAGAAUGUAUAUCAUGCAAUGAAACUUAUGGAUGGUAUUUAUAAAACAAAAGAUGUGUGACAAAAUGUGGAGAUGGUAUUAUUGCUGGAUUAGAAGAAUGUGAUAUCAAUUUGAAUUUUGAUAAUGGAGAUAUUUCAUUUAAUUAAUGUUUUAAUUGUAAAUUAUCCUGUGUUUAACAUUGUUUAAAUUGUGAUAGAGGAAUUUGUACAUUAUGUUAAAAUGGAUACUUUUUAAAUAAUUUAAAUGAAUGUGAAAAUAUUUGUGGUAAUUAAACUAUUGAAGACUUUGAAGUAUGUGAUGAUGAUAAUCUCAAUGGUUUUGAUGGUUGUUUCUCAUGUUAAUAUGAUUGUUAAUCUCAUUGUUAAGUAUGUGUAAAUGGAUAAUGCAUUUUAUGUGAAGAUGGAUUUCUAUUCGACUAAGAUUCUUUAACAUGUUAAUCUAUAUGUGGAGAUAUGAAAUUAACUUAAUAUGAAGAGUGUGAUGAUGGUAAUGAUAUACCAUAUGAUGGAUGUCAUAAUUGUAAGUAUUCUUGUACUGAAAACUGCGAUAAUUGUGUAGAAGGUGUUUGUUAAAGCUGUUAAUAAGGUUUUUUACUUGCUUUUCCCAAAUGUAUUCCUGAUUGUAAAGAUAUAAUUUAAAUUUAAAAUUAUGAUUAAUGUAACUUAAAAGAAUGUUAAAGUGAAUGUAUAAUUUGUAUAAAAGGAGAUUGUUAUUAAUGCUAAAAUGGAUGGUAUUUAAAUUAAGUAGAAUAUAUUUGUGAAAGUAUGUGUGGAGAUUAAAUUAUAGUUGGUUAAGAAUAAUGUGAAAAUUUCUUAAGUUAUACAAGAGAUGAUUCUUAAUGUAAUAAUUAAUGUUAAUUUGAAUGUCCUUACAAUUGUUAUAGUUGUUCAUUUGGUAUUUGUUAACAAUGUUAAUAAGGAUAUCAUUUGAUAGAAAAUGAAUGUCAUAAUUAUUGUGGUGAUUAUUAAAUUACAAAGUAAGAGCAAUGUGAUGAUGAUAAUAUAUAACCAUUUGAUGGUUGUUUCUAAUGUCGAAUAGAUUGUGAAGAACAAUGUUCUAUAUGUAUUGAUGGAAUAUGUGAAAUGUGUUUAACCGGAUAUGAAAUAAUAGAUGGAAGUUGUUAUUCUAUUUGUGGAGAUGGUAUAAUUACUGUUCAUGAAGAUUGUGAUGAUUAGAAUUCUAUUAAACAUGAUGGUUGUGAUCAAUGUAAAUUUUAAUGUGAUUAAAAUUGUUAUUUUUGUGAAUUUGGUAAAUGUAUAUUUUGUUCCAAUGGCUUUUAAUUAUAAGGUUAAAAAUGUAAUCCAGUUUGUGGAGAUGGUUUAAUUGUUGGAAAUGAGAAAUGUGAUGAUGGUAAUAUAAUUGAUGAAGAUGGAUGUUUUGAAUGCCAAUAUUCUUGCUAAUAAUAAUGUUAAACUUGUUUAUAUGGAUCAUGUAUCUUAUGUAAUGUAGAAGAAGGUUGGCAUUUAACUUCUUAAGGAGAUUGCUAAACCGUUUGCGGAGAUAAUAAAGCUGCUGGGCUAGAAUAAUGCGAUGAUGGCAAUGAAAUGAAUUAUGAUGGUUGUUACUUAUGUAAAUAUAUUUGCCAAGAUGCUUGUACAAAAUGUGUAAAUGGUUAAUGUUAUGAAUGUAAUACACCAGGUUGGAGAUUAGAAAAUUAUUUUUGUUGGGAAAUAUGCGGAGAUGCACUUAAAGUUGGUAUUGAAGAAUGUGAUGAUGGUAAUGAUAUCCCUUAUGAUGGAUGCUUUGAGUGUAAGACUUAAUGUGAAGAAGCUUGCAAGAUUUGUGCAGAUGGAUAAUGUUAGGAAUGUAUAUUUGGUUGGCUUUUAAAUGAAAAUCAUAGAUGUGAAACAAUUUGUGGAGAUAAAUAUAUAGUACCUAUUUUUGAAGAUUGUGAUGAUGGCAAUCUCUUACCUUAUGAUGGAUGCUAUGAAUGUAAUUAUUAAUGUGUUUAACAUUGUACUGAUUGUAGAAAGGAUAUAUGCUACGAAUGUAAUACUACUGGGUGGACUUAUGAGAAUAAAACUUAACAAUGCAUUCCUAUAUGUGGGGAUGGAGAAAUCAAUGGAUAAGAAUAAUGUGAUGAUGGGAAUAAAAUUGAACUUGAUGGUUGUAGUAAUUCUUGUGAAUAUUAAUGUCAUUUUGCUUGUCUUAAUUGUGAUAAAGGUAGAUGUUUAGAAUGUGAUCGAUAUUUGGGAUUUUUUGAAUUGAAUAAUUAAUGUGCAUCAAAAUGUGGAGAUGGUUUAUGGGAAGAAUAUACUGAGUAAUGUGAUGAUGGCAACCUUAUUAAUUAGGAUGGUUGUGAUAAAAACUGUAAGAUUGAAGUGGAUUGGUAUUGUAAAAAUGAACCAUUACAAAUUAGUAUUUGUAUCUUCAAAAGAUAACCUUGUGUUGAAUUAAAGUUACAAUCAUAAGAAGAGGGAUUAUCUAAAAUAGAAGUGACAUUCUCAACUUAAAUGAUGUAUUAAUAAAACAAUAUCAUGAUUGAAAAUGAAAAUAAUCCCACAAUGACUGACAUGUAGCUUUUCUUAGUCAGAGUUGAUGAAUUAAAUGAAUCAGAUUUUGAAUAUGUUAUAGAACCUGUGGUUGCCAUUUAAGAAUUUCCUUAAGAAGUUAAAUAUAUCAUAGAUUUAAAAAUAUUAAAGAAUGUUUCAAUUGAUUAAAUAAAUGUAAUGGUAAUUGUUGAUAAAAAAUUGAUUAUUACUGAAGAUUUUGUCAAUUUAGAAUAAAAUUCAGGUUAGAUUAAAAUAGCAGUACCUUUUAUUGAAAGUGAACUUUCUAAAAAAGUAGUUGAACUGUUUUCGAAUGCAAAUGAAAUAUCUAUGUAUGCAGCUAUGAGUGUUUCUUUAUUAAGUGUAUUUUCUACAGGUUAUUCAAAUCUUUACAUGACACUUGAUACAAUUUAAUAUCUUUAUUACACAAGAUAUAUUAAUCUAGAGUUUCCUUCAAAUUUACAAAAGAAUAUGGACAAUCUAAAGAAGUCUUCCUUGAAUUCAAUCGUUAAUAAUAAACUUUCUGAAACAGGUUUAUCCAAAAAGAUUACUGCCCAAUCUCAAGAAAAUAAUUAAAAAGAUGAAGGAAUGCCAAAUAAAUUUAAAUAAGAUAAUCUACAGUAUCAAUUUACUUCAAAUAUAAAAACAACUGCUGUCUCCUUAUCAGCAGGUCUGAGCAUCUUCUUAACAACUUUAUCUCUAUCUAAACUACUUCAUUUGAUUCCCCCUCAUAAACUAAAUGGUUUAGGUUCGAUAAUUGGUGGGGGAAUCUUAAAAGUUAGAUAAAAAUGCACUAAGAUAUCUAAUGACUUUGUUUAUUCUGGUGCUAUAAGAUUAAUAACGAUAAAUUUUUAUGAGAUGCAAUUUGCAUCAUUAUUAUAACUAUCAAAUGUUAGUUUUAAUUCAUAUAAUGAUAUAGCAAAUAAUAGUGGGGCUGCUGCCACUCUAGCCUUCACUUUUAUUUUUACUAGUUUACUUAUUCAUAAAAUAAGAUAGAUCUAAACUAAAUAAUCUCUAGCAAUGAAACAUUAUAUUAUAACAUUAUUCUAAUCAGAUGAGAAGAGUCAUUCAAAGUCAACAUGGUAAAUAUAAUAUAAUACAAUAUUGCUUGUGAAAAAAUCAUUUUAUAUGUUAACAAUAGUUUGUUUCUAAAGUUAAGGUCUUUAUUAAACAAUUGGUGUUGCUACAUAAGCUGCAGCAUUUGCAACUUAUUUGGCUGUAUCUUCACCAUUUUCAAAUUAUGAGGAUCAAAUUAAGCAGAUGAUCACAGAAUUAGGAAUGGUUACAAAUACUCUUAGCUUUAUUAUGUACUAUACAUAAGAAUACUUUUCAAUAUCAAAAGAAAGUUUAAAUUAAAUAGGAUGGUUUAAUAUAGGCAUUUUUACAACAGUAUUAACUUCAAAUUUAGCAAUUGAUCUUACUUCUUAAAUUAGAAUAUUUUACAAAAAAGCAAAGAAGAUUUUCAGUAAAUUUAUAUAAGGCUAGAUGCCUACUUAAUCAAGAGUUUAACCAAUUUUUGUUUGA
Messenger RNA from Paramecium pentaurelia, 12000 nucleotides. The record is from the annotation of a GenBank genome assembly. Lineage: Eukaryota; Ciliophora; Oligohymenophorea; Peniculida; Parameciidae.